AUAUUUUAUACAACUGGAAGUGUCUGCAGUGAUUUUAACUAUGACAGGUCUCUCAGUUUGGGUGUUCCUGCUUCUCACCUGCAACUUUUCUGCUUUUGCCGUUCCAGUGAAUUCACCAGUCAGUGAUGCUGACAUGAAUUUAGUGAAGAAAUACUUAAAAAACUUCUACCAAUCCAACGAUGAGAGAAGCCCUAAGAUCCGUAUGGAUGAAAAUGAAAUAUUGACUAAAAAUCUCAAAAAAAUGCAAGAAUUUUUUGGCCUGAAUGUGACUGGAAAGGCUGACCUGAAAACUUUGGCAAUGAUGAAGAAGCCCAGGUGUGGCGUACCUGACUUGGGGUCAUUUGUUCUUACAGAUGGCAAUCCUAAAUGGGAGAAAACCAGUAUUACCUACAGGAUUGUAAGCUACACUUCAGAUAUGCAUCCAUCUGAUACAGAUGAAGCCAUCAGAAAAGCAUUUGAAGUCUGGAGCAAUGUGUCACCUCUGACUUUCACAAGAAUCUAUGAUGAUGAAGCAGAUAUCAUGAUCUCUUUCAACACCAGAGACCAUGGUGAUAAUUCUCCUUUUGAUGGUCCCGAUGGAAUCCUGGCACAUGCUUUUCAACCAGGCAAAAACAUUGGGGGAGAUGCUCAUUUUGAUGAAGAAGAAUUUUGGACAAAAGAUGGCCCAAGAGGCCGCAACCUGUUUCUUGUUGCUGCUCAUGAGUUUGGCCAUUCGUUGGGUCUGUCUCAUUCCACGGAUAUUGGGGCCUUGAUGUAUCCUACCUACUCCUACACAGCGCCAAAAUUAUUUCGUCUUCCGCAGGAUGAUAUCAAUGGCAUUCAAGCAAUCUAUGGAAAAACAGACAGCUCAAUACAGCCAACAGGGCCCUCUACACCAGAAGCGUGUUCUGCUAAGACUACUUUUGAUGCUGUUACCACCAUGCGUGGAGAAUAUUUGUUCUUUAAAGGCAGGCAUUUCUGGCGUAAACAUCCUCAGGUGUCCUAUGUGGAUCUGUAUUUCAUUUCUCUUUUCUGGCCAACUCUGCCUUCCAAUAUUGAUGCUGCUUAUGAGAACUUUGUGCAAGAUAACAUUUUCCUUUUUAAAGGAAACAGAUAUUGGGUUGUAAGUGGAUAUGAUAUAAUUGCCCAGGCUCAAAGCAUUUACAGAUUGGGAUUACCAAGAAAUGUGAAGAAAAUUGAUGCUGUAUUCAGUGAUCCAGAAGCUGGGAAGACCUAUUUUUUCAUUGGGAACAAGUAUUGGAGAUACAAUGAAAUGGAAAAAAGCAUGGAAAAAGGAUACCCCAGAAAUAUAGCCCAAGAUUUUAAAGGGAUUAAACCCAGAAUUGAUGCUGCUUUGUACGACAAUGGAUAUAUCUAUUUUUUCCAAGGAACAAAAGUGUUUCAGUUUGACCCUAAAGAUCAAAGAAUUGUUCGGCCUAUUCGAAGAAGCAAUUCUUGGCUGAAUUGUAUGAAACAUAUUUUGCUUUUAUUUUGGUGUACUGCAUUUUCUUAUGGACUCCCCAUCCUUUCAGAGAAGAGAAGCGAAGGACAAAAUGAACAGCUUGCACAGGCAUAUAUCAAUCAGUUUUAUGAGCAAAAAGCUGAUCCAGGGCAGCGAGGCUGGAAGAUAAAUAAUUUAUCCUUUGUGGAUAAAAUCAAACAAAUGCAAAACUUUUUUAGAUUGAAUGUAACAGGAAAGGUUGAUGCUGAGACUCUAGAAGUUAUGCAACAACCACGAUGUGGUGUUCCUGAUAUUGGACAAUAUGUCCUGGCUCUUCCUGGAUGGAGAAAAACCAAGCUCACAUACAGAAUUAUGAAUUACACACCUGACAUGAGGAGAGCUGAUGUGGAUGCCUCCAUCAAGAAGGCUUUUGAAGUUUGGAGUAAGGUGACGCCUUUGACUUUCAACAGGAUUCACAGAGGGAGAGCGGACAUCAUGAUAGAGUUUGCAACAAGAGUGCAUGGCCGCUGCCCACGGCAAUUUGAUGGACCCCUUGGUGUCCUCGGCCAUGCUUUCCCUCCCAGUCAUUAUUUCCGUGGAAAUGUGCAUUUUGAUGAAGAUGAAACUUGGGUAGCCAGUUUGUAUGAGCAGAGAAGAUCUAGAAAUUAUCCUGUUGCUCCAGCAGAUGAUGUCAGGACUCCUGUUUUGAAAAAAAACCCAAAGCUGCAUUCUUCUGCUGUUCCUCUCCCUUACUCCACCAUUAGACCAUCACAAAAUCCUUCCAAUGAACCAGUGAAGCCAACAGUACCAAAAGCUUGUGAUCCUAAGCUAAAUUUUGAUGCCAUCACUACCUUCCGAAGAGAAGUGAUAUUUUUUAAGGGAAGGAACAUCUGGAGAGUGUAUCCUACUAGCUCUGAAGUGGACAUGGAAUCAAUUUCUACUUUGUCGCCUCUGCUGCCAUCUGGAAUCCAGGCAGCUUAUGAAAAUAUGAAUGAUCAGGUUUUUUUCUUUAAAGGUAAUAAAUUCUGGAUGAUUAGUGGGCUUCAAAUGCAGCCUGGCUAUCCCCAGCCCAUUGACAAGUUGGGAUUCCCAACAAACACUGAGAAAAUCGAUGCUGCUGUUUUUGAUAAAGAUACUAGAAAAACCUAUUUCUUUGUUGGUAACCAUUACUGGAGGUAUGAUGAAAAUACUCAGUCCAUGGAUGAGGAUUAUCCAAGGAAUAUAAGGGAUGAUUUUCCUGCAAUUGACGAGAAGAUUGAUGCUGCCUUCCAGCUCAAUGGAUUCUUCUAUUUUUUCCAUGGGUCCAAGCAGUGGGAAUUUGAUCCGAAGACUAAACGAGUGAUUGGUGUAAUGAAGAGCAACAGUUGGCUUAAUUGCUAGAAAUUGUCUUAAAACACAAUUCCUGUAAGAGGAAAAUAGUAUACAAAUGAUUCUGUUAUACAGCUAUGAAUUGUUAUAUAUCACAGAUAAUACCUUUGGGAAGCAAAAAUUCAGAGGAUCACUAGAUGGCAGUAAAGAAAUAUUGAAAAUUAGCUUUUUGCUGUCCUCAGGAUGGUUGCAAAACUGUUACGUGCUCCUGUUUACUUAUAAAAUGUGAUCAUUUUUUUAAACAUCUGUAUUUAUUCAAUGCAUAUAAAGCUUUAACAAGACAUUUAGCUGCUUAUAAAGAAUGUUUGCAUUUUCUGCUGUGAUUUGUGCACAGUAUGCAUGUUUGAUAUCUAAUAAGCAACACUAACUUCUGAGAUAUGUAUUGGCUGGGGAAUAUGUGCAAGAUUGCCAAUGUAAUGCUAUGCAUUCUGAAAUAGAUUUGCCAUUUUACAGAAAACACCGUUUGCUUUUAAAAUAAGACAAGAAAAUAAUAAAAACAAAGUGUUAUAUUAGAAAAUGUUUUUCAUAUUAAAUGCAAGAUGCAGAAGUUACAUUUAGAAAAAUAUUACGUAAUAAAGUUGGGUUGAAGGUUCUGAGUAGAUGUAAUGCAGGAAACCCACCCUUCAGAUAAACAGUCAUGUU
This is a messenger RNA of Protobothrops mucrosquamatus (brown spotted pit viper), 3430 nucleotides long. RefSeq lists its product as uncharacterized. Lineage: Eukaryota; Metazoa; Chordata; Lepidosauria; Squamata; Viperidae. Gene Ontology annotation, biological process: extracellular matrix organization; collagen catabolic process; proteolysis. Gene Ontology annotation, cellular component: extracellular matrix. The record is from RefSeq and is a predicted model, not a curated record. Gene Ontology annotation, molecular function: metalloendopeptidase activity; zinc ion binding.